AAGAAGCGCUAUAAUUCCAAAGAAAAUCAGUCGAAUAAUAAACAUCUAGGUGGGUUUGGGGGUAGUAUAAGUAGGAAUCGUUGUUUUGGGAAUAAAAAAUGGCUAUGAAUUGGGAAAGUGUGGCCUACUUACCAUUUUUGUGACAAAUAAUUGAACAGUACCUAUUUCGUUGGUAUUAUUCCAAUCUCACCAUUCUCUUUCGCCCUUUUGUUUGGGUGCAAUAAAAACCCUUCCGGCAUGCUAACUUGAACUGUCUUUUCAUUUGAUGAUCCGUUUAAAAUUACCUCUCAGUUUAUUUUUUGACAGCCGUUUUUUUUAUUCGCAGAUAGAUUCAAUGCGCAACAUUUCAGUUUUACUAGCAAAACCCAACCUUUUUUUAAUCCGAUAAAUUAUUUACAUACUUGUAGCGGAAAAAUGUUGAACUAUUCUUGCCUUUUUGUAGAGUAAUUUAUCAGAAAUUUUGUCAAUUACUUAUUUCUAGUAAUUUUAUACACUUCUCAAAUUCUGAAUCACUCAUUACUUUUUAAGUUUUGUUUCGACGAAAGUGCUAUAUGACUCUUCAUGUCAACUAUCGGGUCAAAACUGAAAUACGUCAAAACAGUCUUUACCCCAGAAGUGUAAAAUUUCUUCAUUUCUACAAAGUAAAUUAAACACUUUCACGGGUUGGCAGAUUUUCUUCAUUUCUUCAUAGUAAAAUUAAACAUAAUAAUAAGUUGCAAGAAUAUAUCUGCGUUAAUAAUGCAUUGAAAAAUCGAAUAACUCGAGGCACUUUGGUGGAAAAAAAAACAAUAUUUAUGCCUGAUUAAUCCGUGGUCAAGGUAUGCGGCUCUUUUCGUCACCUAAAGCAGAAACACACACAAACCAGGCGCACUUUUAUAUUUAUAACGUAUCUUUAUUGAGCGAUAAAUUGAACCCAACUUCAGCAAAAACAGCCAAGAACGGUGCUAUAGCGCCAGGUAUUACCAUUUACAUCUGUCAUCAAACAGAAGAAUAUUACAACAAUUUCUCCCUAUUAUUUAUUCAGUUACUUUCCCCUAUUGAUCUUGUGCUUCUGAUGGAUUUCAUACAUUCUGCUUUUUCAACUUAAUUAUAAUGCAACAUUUAGAACUUAAGCCUUGCUGUAUGCUGAUCAGCUUCAAGUAACUAAAAUUGAAACAUAGAGCAUUUAUUGCUUCAUAGAUGAUAUCAGAGUAAAACUUACGUCUAGUUCAAAUGAUAAAUAAUUCUGAAAAUAAUCGCCAUUGAUUUAUCUUUUUUUCCCCAAAAUUUCAACAAAGUGAAGCUUGAAUCUCGUUUAAAACAUUUACCAUGUUAUCCCGUCGUACAACCAAUGCGUGUUUCGGCAUGUCGAUAGGGAGCGUUGCCGAAUCGGACAUCUCUCGUGGGACUUCAGUGAAAAAAAAACACGACACGAAUAUCGACGAGCGAAUUGUGAUCAAUGUCGGCGGAAUCAAACACGAAACUUAUAGAAGUACUCUGCAUACAAUUCCUGACACAAGACUGUAUUGGUUAUGCGAAAAUCCACUCAAGAACUGUGUCGAGUAUGACGCAGACCAGCGCUUCUUUUUUUUCGAUAGACAUCCAGGAGCAUUUGAGCAAAUCAUCAACUUCUACAGGACAGGUAAACUUCACUGUCCAAUGGACAUUUGUGGGCCCAUGUUUGAAGAGGAGCUGACCUUCUGGGGCAUAGAUGAGAGACAGAUAGAGCCAUGCUGCUGGAGCAACUACACUCGACACAGGGACGCCAGGGCCACCAUAGCCGCAUUCGAGGGCAAGGACCACUUGAGUUCGUCGGAGCAGAGUGACUCGGACGUGGCUGAGAAGUUCGGCAUAGCGGAGGAGAAGAAGGCGGAGAAGAGCUGGUGGAAAAGUGUGCAGCCUCAAAUGUGGACUCUGUUAGAUGACCCCUACUCGUCACCGCACGCAAAGGUGCUCACAGGUGUGACCAUGGCCCUGAUCAUUCUGUCUAUAGUGGGCUUCUGUCUCGAGACACACCCCUAUGUCAGAUCACUCACAUUCAACAUAUUUCCCCACACGAAUUCAAUUCCCGCAAAUACUACUGAAAAUUCUUUCACAUCCUUAGAGCCGCCAAUAGCCUCAACUCUUUUUCCAUCAGACAACCCUCUAGACUCGUUUCAAAACAAUACUGACAAAAUUUUGCAGCAUCUGCUGCCCUUAUCAAGUGAUGGCGUUAACAGUGACCAAAUAUUAGUUCGUAUGUCUUCCAUUCUGACCAUAAAUGACCAUAUAUGCUCUGUAUGGUUUUCGAUCGAGUUGCUGUUCCGUAUUGUGUUUUGUCCGAACAAGAGGCAGUUUCUGAGGACGUGGCUGAACAUUGUGGAUCUUCUGGCUGUGAUUCCUUUCUACAUUCAAACUGUGUUCCAUUUGCUCUCCAUUGACAAGUCACAAAAUUUUCUCAGGUUUAUUGAAAUCACGAAGAUUCUGCGUAUCAUGCGGGUGUUCAAACUAGUGAGACACUUCAUAGGACUGAAGGUGCUAGUUCACACCAUCAGAGCCAGUGAACUCCUUCUGCUGAUCGUGUUUCUGGUCAUGGGGGUGAUAGUAUUCUCCAGCUUGAUGUUCUACGCCGAAACAUUCGGUCAUAUGACCUCUGACGUGCCCCCACCCAAUGAGUUUGACACCAUCCCAGCUGGGUUCUGGUGGGCACUGGUCACCAUGACAACCAUCGGUUACGGAGACAGUGUGCCCAAGACUUGGAGUGGUCGCAUCAUUGGUGCAUUGUGUGCAAUCAGUGGAGUGCUCACAAUCGCACUGCCAGUUCCAGUGAUCGUGAACAAUUUCACUCUCUAUUACAACCAUGCUCAAGCACGAAUCAAGUUACCCAAGAAGAAGAAAGCUAUAAAGUUGGCAGCCGCAGCGCCUGCAUUUAAGAGUCUGAAACACUUGGCCUUGUUGACCACAACAAGUCCCGAGUCGGAUGCGGAGUUGAACCGAAUGGCGUCUCCCGACAACAGUGAUUCGGAUGAUGACAAAAGGAGAGGACUGCAGAUGGGACGAGCAUCACCACGUGACCAAUCUCCGAAUUACUCGAGAAUUCAAGUGAAGAGUUACAACAACAACAAUUGCAUUUCACAAUCAAACGAACAAGUAGGACCGACGCAAAACAAACCGAUAUCACCCCCAAUUAUCCCCAUACACGACCAUCAAAGCCUGGACGAGCUGCUCUUCGGAGACCACAGUCCACUGCAGAGCAAUAAAACGGCAGACUCAAAGGGCCACGAAAUGUCCACGAAUAGUAGUCAAUCGAACCCUUCUUUGGGUAAAUUUUCAAGACAGAAAAGUGAGAGUAAGAAGAAACGUUUCACUGAUAUAAAUAGGCGGUACUCCUUACACCAGGCAAACAGUUCCACGGGGGAGCAGGGGGUUCACCGAAAAAAUAGGAGUGAAAAAAGAGCAGGGAAUGCUGAUGGAAAUAGGGGCAUGUCAAAGUCCACUUCUUUCACCUGUGCGACCGUCAACGAAACAGAUAGUGCUGAGCAACCUCGUCAAAAGCACAACUGGAGCAGGAAAAAGUUACACCAGAUGAGCUCAAUUUACCUCUCCUCGGGAAGUGACGGAGAGCGCGACGUCAGCAUUACCCCCGCGAGACCAAGACGCAAGAGCGGAGUAGUCGGAGACCACUCGGCAACAGACAAACACAUAUCAGGGUCAUCAUUCAAAAAUAAAUCGGGUUCUGAAAAAAAGAAACUGAAAAAAGGAUUAGAAUCUGAGCUCAGUGAAGGAUCGGCUACUGAGUUGAUGUACACACACAGAAGCCCACUGCAAAACAGCAGCAGCUGUAGAGAGACAAACUCCAAUGAGCGCAAUGCCAUUAGACGUUCAAGGACCCUGUCCAAAUCGAGCACCUCAGCCAGAAUUGAGAUGCCAAAUGAUGUUCCAAUGAUUCCCCGUAGUUCUCAUACAAGCAAAGGAGGAGACGCGAAAGAUGCACUGGGAUAUAAUGACAGCUUUAGGAAUAGAACUGAAAUAUCACAACCUCAAACAAGUACCAAAUAUCCCCAACUGAGUGCAAGUUUGAACUCACAUCACUUUAACACUCAAUUUCGAGACGAACGUGAACGAACGGGGAGCUUCUCGGGAAUCGAACGACAGCCGCCGCGCAAAGGAUCCCCAUGGUUACUGCAGCGACAGACAUCAUACUCGGAAGUGGACACGAGAAGCCGACGUCGCAAUUCAUUCGUGCCCUCCACGCUUCCAUUUCUGAGCGGGGGAGGGGCAGGAUUUGAUUAUUUCAAGCGUGACAGACUGCGGAGUGCCAUGCCUCGACUUGGUCAGUUUGACAGCGUGAAAGAAACCGCACACGAUUCCAUCCAGGAGUGAGCAGUCAAUGAGCAACCUCAUCAAAUCAGGCGACGACAGCCGAAAAGACAUCUACGAUACAGCACGAGCCAAUAAUUGAUUAAUUGAAACUCGACACUACAACUGAUAUGAGUAGUUAGCGUAAUUUCUUAUUAUUAAUCCAAAUCAAAAUGCUGCAAACUUUUCUUAAA
Molecule: messenger RNA, 4511 nt
Organism: Symsagittifera roscoffensis
Lineage: Eukaryota; Metazoa; Xenacoelomorpha; Acoela; Convolutidae
Product: potassium voltage-gated channel subfamily C member 2-like
Exons: 14
Coding region: 1309-4341 (1010 amino acids)
Biological process (GO): protein homooligomerization; potassium ion transmembrane transport
Cellular component (GO): membrane; voltage-gated potassium channel complex
Molecular function (GO): protein binding; delayed rectifier potassium channel activity
Source: RefSeq, a predicted model, not a curated record